Molecule: messenger RNA, 2417 nt
Organism: Armigeres subalbatus
Lineage: Eukaryota; Metazoa; Arthropoda; Insecta; Diptera; Culicidae
Exons: 7
Coding region: 600-1943 (447 amino acids)
Source: RefSeq, a predicted model, not a curated record
GUUGGCGUCCCCCCAGUAAGGAUUGGACCGGCCAAGCGAACGGACGUGUGCGCGUGUUGCGGUAAAAGAACGGUACCUUCAGUGUCUUCAAUGAACAGUUGAAGAAAUUCGUCGUAAGGAUAUUCCGAAGACGCAACGACGACGGUUGGCAAAUAAUUAAUCUAUGCAGCAUUGGAAGCUGCUUAUGAUAAUAAGUAAUCUCAACAGCCGCUCCAGAACCAGAUUCUUUCAUACCCCGCUACCCGCCGUCUUUGUAACGAUGGCACACACGCAGUGUUCCAAAUAAAUCAACUGUGACAGAGAAGCGAACAAGAACAACACGAUUGGGAAGAAAACAGUGAUUUACAAAAGUGGCACCGCGAAGAAACGCGCGACGCAUCCAAUUUGUCCAGCAGCGUGUUCCAUUGUUGACCGGACUGGAGAAAUCCGAUGGUCGGUUUUUGGUGAUUACGGGCGCCCCGUGCUAGUGAGAGUGAAUUCGAUAGAAAAGUGUCCCACCUACCGUUCGCCAAUAGGCUCGUCACAGGAAUAUUAAUCGACAUUUUCUGCUGUGGGAAAAUCGGCACGAUAGAUUUCUCAGAAGCAAGAAAUCGCUGGCAAUGGCUAAGGUGACCGCACGCUCCGCGUCUCGAAGGACAAUUGUUGCCAUUUCGGUGCUUCUUUGUGUGACAGCACUACAUCGAACGACGGCAUACGUCCGAGAUUCCAGCGGUAGCGGCAGCCCCAAUACCAGACGACAUCAUCCUCCCAGUGAUGGCGAUUAUAGCAGGAAUCUCUCUUACCACAUAAAUCAUCACGGUCGAGCUGGUCGCACCAGCAGGAGCAACUACAACAACAGCAGCGGUGGCGCCGUUAGCCCCGGUCGCGGCAACAACGAUCUCGUCCGGAUGAGUGCCAACUCUAAAUCAGCGGAUCGGUACGGUGGAGCCGGUAAGACCCAGUAUACGUACGAGCACGUUCAGAGUGGGUCAGUAAUGCUACCGAAGGGAGGAAGAACGUUUCUUGAGCCGAACCAGAAUAGGACCUUGGCAUACACCGCCAAACUGGAUACCACGGUUUAUCGACAGAAACCGCACAAGAAUCACCACCAGCGACAGCAGCACAACGAUUGGUCAACGGUAGCAGUGGCAGGUCGGCGCUCCCACAAGCCGGGCUUCAAAUCGACCACUGUCAACGGGCUCUGCAUCAAGUGUCCCGCCGAGAAAACUGCCAUCGCACGCAAAGGCCUCGACGGUGUACUGAUCGAACCGCCAAUGUUGACAACGUGUCGCAAUCAGCCCAUCUCGCGUGACCUGUACGAACUGGAAACGCUGUUCGGUUCCAAGCUGAACUUUAUCCUGCCCCAUUCCAACGGCGGCGGCCCAUUUUCGUUCCUUGCCAAGAUUGUCAACAAGCGCAGCGGAAAGGUAGUGCAGACUUGUGAUUUGCGAUAUAAAGUAAUUGUGAAACAGUGUGGAAAAUAUUACACCAAGAACAAGGAUCUCAAAGUGGCGUGCGACUUGGGCAACAUCUGGGGAUCGCGGUGCACCUUCCACUGCAGAAACGGUGGCUACUUGAGCAGACAGAACGCGUUUGUCGAGUGCAGUGAAGAGCAAACUUGGCAGGGGGAGGAACCGUACUGCAUGUAUAAUGAAGUCUCCGACGAUUACGCAUACGACAGCGACGCUCCGCCUACGUCGGACUGCACUUAUCUGAUCCCGCCCAACAACGGUCGGUUCGCGUGCGAGAUGAAACCGAUCGCGACCAGCUCCAACGACCUGUACGUUCCGAACGGGGCCGUCUGUCGGAUCAAGUGCAACGAACACUUUGAAAUUCCCGUCCAUCUGCAGGCGGCAUCGGUAUUCCACUGCGACGAGGGCCGCUGGAACUCGACGAUGAGGCACUUUUGCCACAAACCGGGCGCCGUGACCGUCCGUAUGCAUCGGAAACGAAGUUACGGUUAGUCGCUCGCACCUACAGCCGCGGCGACGAUGUAGUCUCUAAGAUUAUAUUAGUUACAGCUAGAUAAAACAGCUUGAUUUAUUGCUUCGCAACGGGCGCGAACUUGAAUGUGAUUUUGUGUUUCGAGAAUGGAAAUGACAUUCUUUCCCUGUGGGCUGUUUUCUAGAUGGGAAGAAGUAAAAGAAGUAAUAGCAGUCCUUUAUUAUACAUAUUACAACAGUGUUUCAGUUUGUUACGUCGGUGAGCGAUUUAUAGACGUUAGAUGCAUACUUACGGUUUUAAGGCGUAUAACAGCUAGUUCGAAAAGGCUCCUUACGGAAGGCGAUGCUUACCAUGUUGAGAUUAUGUGUGUCUGUGUUAAGUAUUAUAUUACUGAAGAUAAAGUGUUUCACACUGGAAACAUGACAGUAUAUUGCAGUGAUUCAAAAAUUCAAAAAGAUUUUGAUUAUAUAAUAAAGAUAAGCGAAACCCGAUAC